This is a messenger RNA of Protopolystoma xenopodis, 825 nucleotides long. The record is from the annotation of a GenBank genome assembly. NCBI's taxonomy places the organism in Eukaryota, Metazoa, Platyhelminthes, Monogenea, Polystomatidea, Polystomatidae.
AUGGCUACCUCGCGCCGCGGCCUUUGUUCCACUUACUUGUCGCGCUGUCAGCCUGGCGACUUCGUACCUGGAUGGAUCAGUCGGCCGUCACCAGGCCUUCCCUUUACAGCCUGCCUCCCCUCCACAUCGUCACCCUGGUCUAACUCCAGCCCAGGACUGGCUCUGCCACAGGUCCCGCUUCUGCUCCCAUCUUGCCUCAUGGUCGGCACAGGUACCGGAGUGGCACCGUUCCGCAGUUUCCUCAAGCUGCAAGCUUGUCUACUCGGCCAGUGGACAGACAAACCGAUGAGGCCGGCGGUCGACGCCGCCCCUGUCGGCCAGUCGACUGGUGAGGAGGCUGGGUCGUUUGCCAUCGCCGAGACCAGGGCCACUCGGAUACUCGGUUCACCAGUCCCAAGGGCGCGAAACCUGCUCUUCUUUGGCUGCCGAGAUCCCGACCGUGAUUUCUAUUUUGCCAACGACUGGUCAGAUCUAGAAUCCAAAGGCAUACUUCGUCUGUGUACUGCCUUUUCACGAAUCCAGACCGACGCAAUGUACGUUCAGCAGCGGAUCCGCCAACAGGGCCACUUGGUUGCAGAUCUUCUUUUAUCAACCGCAGUAUUUACCUCUGCCUCGCCUGACGGAGCCAAUGCGGAUCAACCGAUGCACCAUUACAGUCCUCCAUUCGUAUUUGUGGCCGGGAAUGCAAAAGAAAUGCCCACUGCAGUCCGUGAAGCCAUCGUUGAAGUGUUGAUUGUUAAUGGCGCACUCUCGCAAGAACAGGCGGAAGAAUUCGUUCGCCAGAUGGAGGUCUCCGGCCGCUAUCGUGUAGAGGCGUGGGCAUGA